Lates calcarifer (barramundi perch) is the source of this 8855-nucleotide messenger RNA. RefSeq names its product A disintegrin and metalloproteinase with thrombospondin motifs 20. Gene Ontology annotation, biological process: proteolysis; extracellular matrix organization. Gene Ontology annotation, cellular component: extracellular matrix. The transcript is spliced from 39 exons. The record is from RefSeq and is a predicted model, not a curated record. NCBI's taxonomy places the organism in Eukaryota, Metazoa, Chordata, Actinopteri, Centropomidae. Gene Ontology annotation, molecular function: zinc ion binding; metalloendopeptidase activity. Bases 433 to 6192 code for a protein of 1919 amino acids.
GGCGCCCUCACCAUUGGCUCGGGAGCCUAUAGGGGCGUUGCUUCGCAGUUUGAGAGUGCUUAGGGUGCACGGGGUGUUCUAGGGAUGGCUAAGGGAAAGCGUACUUGGCACCGAUCCCUCCUUUCAGUAUAGACUGCAGUUUACAUUAGGCAGCAAUUUUUUUUCUUCCCUAGCGCGUAUGUGUGUGUCAGGGGGAUGAAUGUGUCAUAAAUAGUUCGCGUUUAUAGAGGGUAGUGGAUGCAUGUUUAGCAAUGCAAUGAGGCCAGUGCACUUUGCAAGACUUGCGCUGCUGCAGAGAGCCUCCGCGGAUCCCACGACCUGUUGCUGCUGACAAGCCGGGGGAAAGGGAGAGGGAGUAGGGGAGCCGCUCGGGGGAGAGACAGAGGGUACUGCCUUGGAGACGACAGCCUGGGUUUCUUCGCGGAGGAAAUCAUGCAGUUUGCAAUCUGGCUGGUUGGACUAAUGUGUCAUCUGUCAGCAUUUGUCCGGGACACGUUGCAAUACCGAUUGCAUCCAAAACAAGAAAGCUUCAUCAAGCAGCUGUCAUCGUAUGAAAUCAUCACCCCGCUCCGUGUGAAUGACUUCGGAGAAUCAUUCCCCCACACAUUGCACUACAGAAGGAGACGGAGAAGUUUGAAUGAUGACCUGUCAGGCUUACGGGUUCACUACAGGAUUGAUGCGUUCGGGGACCGCUUUCAUCUCAAUCUGACCGCAGACUCCGGCUUCAUCGCCCCCUCUUACACAGUGACACACUUGGGAGCGGAACAGAGCAACGGCACGGACUCCUACUUUCAUGACCCGAGCGAUAUGCGCCACUGCUUUUUCCGCGGACACGUCAACGCCAAGAGCGAGUACCCAGCCGUCUUCAGCCUGUGCACUGGCCUUAUUGGGACUUUUACAACGCAACAUGGUGAAUAUUUUUUGGAGCCUCUUAUAAAUGCUGUGGGGGAGGAAUAUGACGAAGAGCAAAACAAACCUCAUCUUGUCUAUAGACAUGACAGAAAGAGGAACAUCUCGAAUGUGGAGAACAACACAGAGCCCUGUGCUGCCUCAGAAGACUCCAAGGGGCCAGUGUCUUUUGAGAGCAGAGAGAAUAUGGGAGAGGAGCUGGACUCUCUCAGAGCCACAAUAGACGAUCAACACAUUUAUGAAAACAACUCCACCACAACGAACCCCAGAUCCCCACACAGACGCAAGCGUUUCCUCUCCUACCCUCGCUAUGUUGAGCUGAUGGUGACGGCAGAUGCCAAAAUGGUGCGUCACCAUGGACGCAACCUAGAGCACUACAUCCUAACAAUCAUGUCAGUAGUAGCAGCAGUGUAUAGGGAUCCCAGCGUAGGAAACCUCAUCAACAUCAUGAUUGUCAAGCUAGUCAUCGUUCACAAUGAACAGGAAGGGCCCACAGUGAGCUUCAAUGCUGCUACGACUCUCCACAACUUCUGCGUUUGGCAGCAGAGCCAAAAUGUCCAAGAUGACAGCCAUCCUUCUCACCAUGACACAGCACUUCUCAUCACCAGGGAAGACAUCUGCCGUGCGAAAGAUAAAUGUGACACGUUAGGGCUAGCGGAGCUGGGGACCAUGUGCGACCCGUACCGGAGCUGCUCCAUCAGUGAGGAAAAUGGAAUUAGUGCCUCCUUCACCAUCGCUCAUGAGCUGGGCCAUGUGUUCAACAUGCCUCAUGAUGACAACCCUAAGUGUCGUGAGGUGGGCAUGAAGCACCAGUAUCAUGUCAUGGCUCCCACGCUCAACUAUGACACCAAUCCCUGGACGUGGUCUAAGUGCAGUCGCAAGUACAUCACAGAGUUUUUAGACACUGGCUAUGGAGAGUGCCUCCUUGAUGAGCCUGUAGGCAGGACGUACGAGCUGCCCACCCUCCUCCCUGGUCAAAUCUACAAUGCCAACAGACAGUGUGAACUAAUGUUUGGACCCGGUUCCCAAAUUUGCCCCUAUAUGAAACAGUGCAAGAGGCUGUGGUGUACAAGUGCAGAGGGGGACCAUAAAGGAUGUCGCACACAGCACAUGCCACUGGCUGAUGGGACUGACUGUGGACACGGAAUGUAUUGCAGACACGGGAUGUGCGUAAACAAGGAGUUGGACCUGCAGCCAGUUCAUGGCGAGUGGGGUCCCUGGGGGCCCUACAGUGUUUGCUCCAGGUCCUGUGGUGGAGGAACCCGGAGCACCACCAGAGACUGCAACAAGCCCGAGCCCAGAAAUGGCGGCAAGUUCUGUGUGGGUCGCAGGAUGAAGUUCCGCUCUUGCAACACUGAGCCAUGUCCGCGAGGGCGGAAAGAUUUCCGCGAAGAGCAGUGCUCUCAGUUUGAUGGCAAGCAUUUCAACAUCAACGGUCUACCUCCCAGCGUCCGCUGGGUCCCCAAGUACAGUGGCAUACUAAUGAAGGAUCGCUGUAAGCUCUUCUGCCGGGUUGCUGGGACUACGGCGUAUUAUCAGCUGAAGGACCGCGUAAUCGAUGGCACGCCGUGUGGGACAGACACUUAUGACAUCUGUGUUCAAGGCCUCUGCAGGCAAGCAGGCUGCGACCACGUCCUCAACUCGAAGGCCAGGAAUGACAAGUGCGGAGUGUGUGGAGGGGACAACUCAUCGUGUAAAACUCUGGCAGGGACCUUUAACGAUGCACAGUAUGGUUACAACACAGUGGUGCGGAUCCCAGCUGGAGCCACCAACAUUGAUAUCAAACAGGUCAGCUACUCUGGAAAGCCAGAAGACGACAACUACCUCGCAUUAUCUGAUAGCCAGUCCAACUUCCUCUUGAAUGGGAACUUUGUGGUGGCCAUGUUCAAAAGGGAAAUCACCUUCAAAGGAACUGUCAUUGACUACAGCGGCUCGGACACAAAAGUAGAGCGCAUCAACUGCACUGAACGCAUCGAGGAGGAACUUAUUCUACAGGUCUUGUGUGUGGGAAACCUCUAUAACCCAGAUGUCCGUUACUCCUUCAACAUACCCAUCGAGGAACACAGGGAGCAGUUUGUGUGGGAUCCCUCAGGCUCCUGGCUCGAGUGCAACCGCAUCUGUCAGGGCGAGCGGAGGCGAAAGGCGGUGUGUGUGCGCAAGAGUGAUCACCUCGAGGUAUCGGACCAACGCUGUGAACAUUUACCUCGUCCUGUUGCUGUUACUGAGCCCUGCAACACUGACUGUGAAGUCAGGUGGCAUGUUGCUGGAAAAAGCGAAUGUUCUGCUAAAUGUGGCCCAGGCUACCGCAGCCUGGAUGUUCAGUGUAUGAAGUACAGCCUGAUGAAGAGACAGAGUGAGAGGAUGGAGGCCAGCAUGUGUGGGGACGUUGCAAAACCUCAGACCAGAGAGCCCUGCCAUGGGGACUGUCUGCUGAAGAACUGGCAGUACAGUGCCUGGUCACAGUGCUCUAAAACAUGCGGACGUGGGAGCCGUAGCAGAGAGUCUUACUGCAUGAACAACCUGGGCAGACGGCUGGUAGACAGAGAGUGCAAUGAAUACCAGAGGGUGGUUACCGAAACCUGCAACGACCAGCCGUGUCCGAAGUGGACCGUCAGCGAGUGGAGCGAGUGCUUAGUGACUUGUGGGAAAGGGAUGAGACACAGGCAAGUGUCCUGCACCAUGGGAGCUGGGGAAGAAAAGCUGAGUGAGCACUUCUGUGACCCGUCCAGCAAACCCCAAGCCGUGGGGAGCUGCGAGCUGCCUGAGUGUGCGUCCUGGCAGGUUGGCGUCUGGGGAGCGUGUGCGGUGACCUGUGGCCACGGCUACCAGAUGAGAGCUGUGAGGUGUGUGUCAGGGGACUACGGUGACACAGUGGAUGACAGAGAGUGCAAUGCUGCAGCGAGACCCAGAGACAGUCAGGACUGUGAGAUGCCAGGAUGUCCAUGGGCCUCUCCGGCACAAAGCACACCUCGUCCUGACAACUCAGCUCAGCUCCUGACUCAGUGGAGAUAUGGCUCCUGGACUGCGUGCUCCGUGUCUUGUGGCAAGGGGAAGCGGGCGCGUUAUGUCAGCUGCAGAGAUGCCCAGGGAGGAGUGGCUGACGAGUCAUACUGCGCCCACCUGCCACGGCCCCCGGAGUCCUCUGCCUGCUUCAGCCCAUGUGGCCAAUGGCGUGCCGGGGAGUGGUCGCCUUGUUCAGUAACAUGUGGCAUGGGAAGAACCACCAGACAGGUGGUCUGCUCUAACUACCACCAGCCAGUGGACCAGUCUUUCUGUGACCUGGAAGAAAAGCCUGCAACAGAACAGGAGUGUACCGCUGCACCCUGUCCCUCUAUCUACCAUCGCCAGCGUAUCAACGAUCAGCCCUAUGGAUAUCCCCAGGACCCAGGACACCAUCCUGGGCACAGCAGCUGGAAUGUGCCAUCAGCAGACAACCAGUGGAGGACUGGACCCUGGGGCGCAUGUUCCAGUACCUGUGCAGGAGGCUUCCAGAGGCGAGUGGUGGUCUGUCAAGACGCUGAUGGACGCAGCAACAGCUACUGCGACGAGAGAGUCAAACCCGCCGAGUCCAAGAGCUGUGACUCUGGACCCUGUCCUCUGUGGAACUAUGGUGUCUGGGGAGAGUGUACCCAGACCUGCGGUGGAGGAAGGAGGACUCGUCUGGUGGUGUGUCAGAGGCCCAGUGGUCAGAGGCUCAACGACUACAACUGUGAUGUCCUGGACAAGCCGCCAGAGAUGGAGCAAUGCAACCAGCAGCCCUGCCCAGGCUCUGCCUCCUGGCACCGCCGACCAUGGAAGCCGUGUUCAGUGACUUGUGGUCGGGGGACCAAGAAGCGGGAGAUAGCCUGUGUUCUUCAGAACCAAACCAAAAUAGAGGAGGAGCACUGCAGUCAUCUGCCACGGCCGCGAACACAGAAGGCCUGUCGGGCGCGGGGAUGCCCCACGUGGAAAGCCAACAGGUGGAGUGAGUGUUCUGUCACCUGUGGAGUCGGAGUUCAGAGCCGAGAUGUUUACUGCAGGCUAAAAGGCACUGGGUGGGUCAGAGAGGAUCUCUGUGAUGCUCACCAGCGCCCUGAUGUAGCCCGACCAUGCCAAAUUGCAGAGUGCACACAUUACUCUUGGGUUGCUGGUGAAUGGGAAGAAUGUAAUGCAACCUGUGGAGAAGGCAUGAGAAGCAGGAAGGUGGGGUGUAUGGGCCCAGGGAUGACACCCGUCCAGGACGAUUACUGCAAGCCAUCGUCCCAGCCUCAGUCACACCAACCCUGCAAGAGAGCUCCCUGCCACUACAUGUGGAUCACAGGGGAGUGGUCACAGUGCUCUGCCAGCUGUGGUGUUGGCUACCAGCAGCGUAUUGUCUCCUGCUCCGUGAUUCCCUCCUCCCAGGCUGCGCACCCGUACGCUGCUGCUGCUGCUGCUGCUGCUGCUGCCCAGUCCUCCUCUGCCAGCACCCAUUGCCCCGAGCCUCACCCUCCUGGCACCCGGCCGUGCCUCCUCAGGGACUGCCCGCACACAACCUACUGGAAAGUUGGCCCGUGGAGCAAGUGCUCACAGACCUGUGGCGCAGGAGUGAUAGAGCGCAGAGUGGAGUGUGUGACCUCCAAAGGACAACCAUCCAAACACUGCCGUCCAUCAGAAAGACCUGAGUCUCAAGCUGCAUGUCAAGACAGAGAAUGCCAGUUGUUCGCUUCCUGCCGAGAGGUCCAGAUGAGACAGGGUGUGAGGAUAGAUGGGGAAUACUAUCUCAAAGUCAAGUCCCGGAUCCUACAGAUUUACUGUGCUGAGAUGCAGACUGAUUUCCCCAAGGAGUAUGUGACCUUGCGCAGCGGUCAAACAGACAACUACUCAGAGGUGUAUGGACACAGGCUGCUGAAUCCUUUCGAAUGCCCGUACAAUGGCAGCCGAAGACAAGAUUGCAACUGCAGGAAUGACUACUCAGCAGCGGGAUACACACUCUUCCACAAAGUUCGCCUGGACCUCAGCUCCCUGAGGAUAAUGAUCACAGACCUCCAGUUUUCCCAGACUCUAUUUGGUCGACCUGUGCCCUUUGCUUCAGCAGGAGAUUGUUAUAGUGCAGCCAAGUGUCCACAGGGCCAGUUCAGCAUCAAUCUGAUUGGCACUGGCCUCAAAGUGGCUGAGGCCACCAAGUGGACAUCGCAGGGCAACUAUGUUUCUGUCAAAGUCCACAGAUCUGAGGACGGAACAAGAAUCUAUGGCCGCUGUGGUGGUUUCUGUGGGAAGUGCAUUCCCCAGGCUCACAACGGCCUACUCCUUGAAGUCCACUGAGGGCCAUGCAGAGACCAAACCCCUAAAUCUAUCCUGAAGACAGUAGCCCAGGAACAUGAAAUAAUAGUGAUUUGUUUGAGCCUGUAGGAGCAUUUAACAGUAAUCAUCCUAUAGUAACAUCCCGAGUUCCCAAAUGGCAGCUAAAACAUACAAGACAUUAGGUACUGUGCAGUACCACAGGGCCAUCAUCAGGUCCUUCAUCCAAACUGCUAACUCUGAAGAGGAGCCAGCUAGUAUUGUGGCUAUCAAACACAUCUCUGCUUUUAAAUUUAAAAUGUUUUUUUCUGAUUCUGUUAUACAUUUUUUUUCAAACAGAUAUAGAACUUCAAAAAUUGGGAAAGCAACCACACAAACAGUAGAUUAAUCUAACAGACUUAUCCUCUCUCUGCAAGAAGCACAUUUUCAUCUUAAAAAAACAACAACUUUCUCUUACAGUAUUUUGUGAAGUGAAGUGUAUUUUGUGAAAAACACAUUUUCUGGUAAAAUGGCCAGAAUUCCAUCAUGAAGUACCUGGAACUAAUCUUGUUUUAUGUUACCUUCCAUGGGACAUAGAUAUUUAUAUUUACAGCUACUGUGUUUAAGCACCACUUAUCUGACUGAUUUACAACUGGUGAGACAGUCUAAAAAUCAACAUACUGUAUGUCUACUUUAAUCAUUGCAAUCCUCUAGUGAUGAAGAAGCACUGCAGACAGACACCAGAAUAGUAUGUAAGGGAUGGCUAUGUUAUUGAUUUACAUUAUGACAGCUAUUAGGUUCAUAUAAAAAUAUGUAAUAUAAACUCAUAGGUUUGUUUUUUUUUGUGUGUGUGUGACUACUAAAUGCUAUGCCACAGAAAGUCUUGGCCUUACACAAGUUUAAAGGAGUAGUUCAACAUUUUGGCAUACACAUUUAUUUACUUUCUGGUCAAAAAUUAAAUAAGAAGUUCAAUACCACUCUCAUAUCUGUACACUAAUAUGAAGCUGCCACCAGCAGCCAGUUAGCUUAGCUUAGCACAAAGACUGGCAACAGUCGUAAGUUUAUUUCCUAAACGGUCUAACUAUUAGGGCUUAAGACUUAUAGAAAGAGUAAUGUAGCAACUAACUACUGAUAUCCUCUAGACCUGCCAGAGGUCAGAGGUCAAAAUAUAGGAAGAACAUUGGGAGCCCUGAGACCAACUACAGAUCAUUUUAGUAUUCAUUUUUGUAUAUUUUUAGCCUGUCUGCUGUCAUCUGUUGUCAGUCAUUUCACAAAACUACUGAAACCUUGAUGGACAGUCCACUAACUGACAUGCCACUGUCAUAGAGGCAAACUAAACACCAGUGCUGUAAGGAAAUAACUGAAAUACUUCAAUAUUUCUUAGUGUUUAUGUACAAUAUAGAUUUUUUCCGUGGCUUUUUUUAAACCAUGAGAAUAGUUUUAUUUUUAGAAUUUCAUUAGUGUUAUUCCUCUAUUACGUCACACAGACAAGUUCUCAUCUGUUACGCCGUGACACAGUAUCAGGUGUGAUGUCUCACGUCAUACCCUCCACUGGGCCUACUGUAGGUACCUGCAACCCCUACCUCUCACAAGCAUCCAUACUCUACUGAGAUAUGUGUUGUAAUAUAUUUAUGUCUGAUCAUAUUUAUUCUGUAUUGACUUGUAGAUACAUUCUGUGUUUUAAGGUACAAUGACUACUACCAACAGAGAAGCCAUUGUCUGAUGUUUUUGCUCUAUGUCUGCUUUGCUUAAAAAAAGGUAUUAGCCUGCUGUUUGUAGUGUGUAACCACUAACCUUAAAUGAGGAUCUUUUGAAUGGUGCUUUUGAACUACUGGAAUUACCUCUGAUCUUGAGAACGAAAACACUGGCUUUGGGAAUAAUACUUGCUGUGGCAGAGCUUCAGUUCACUCCACUCCACUAACUGACAGGGUUUGGCCUAGAAGUCUCUUCAGCAGAUGUAACAUCUGCCCAUAAAUGCAUACCAUGGUCCUCUUAUUAAUGUGGCUGAAAAAAUAGCUGCAAGGUUGCCAGAUAUAUCAGAUAAACCGCUGCACAAGAAAAUCUGACCUUGAGUUGUACUUAACACAUCAUAAAUGACUUUGACCAGUACCACUACUAUAAGCAACCUAACAUGCUGGUACUCUGAUGUUAAGCUUUAACCAAAGUUAGAAGAUAGAUGCAGAUUUUUCUUUUCUUCUCAGACAAUGCAGCUUCUUUUGAUUUAAAGAAUGGCUGAAAAUAAAUGAAAAUGAGCAGUCAAUGAGCAGCUAGAAAACCUUUGGCUAUCAUUCAUUUUUAUGAUGGUCAAUUGUGCUAUGAGGUCUGUAUCAGAAAUUUAAAGAAUACUUGAUGCACUAUGUGCCAUAAAUUUUGUAGAAAUGUAAUCCUGUUUGUUUUUUGUAAUAACCAUUAAGAUGUGUAACUUAUGAUAUAUGUGUAUUUUUAAUAUUCAUACUUGAAUUGUAAACAGUGUGCUAAAUAUUGAAUGGGCAUUGGUACUGAAUAGAGAAACAGUGUGCUUGUUUGCCAUGCUUUAUCCAAAGAUGUUUUUAAGAAUCAUAUGUACCUUCAGUAUGUAUGUAGCCUGUAUAAAAGAAAUGAAUGAUUGAUUCUGGUGCUAUGGUUACUAAUCGUACCAAUACUGUAUGUCGUGCUACUAUACUAACGCUGUCAAAAAAUAAGUAUUAAUUAAACAUGCUUUUCAGCUG